Molecule: messenger RNA, 243 nt
Organism: Cylicostephanus goldi
Lineage: Eukaryota; Metazoa; Nematoda; Chromadorea; Rhabditida; Strongylidae
Source: the annotation of a GenBank genome assembly
AUGCUCUACAACGGUUCCACCCGCACCAGAAACGUAGUAGGUAUAGAUGUUUCGGAGGCUCUAAGAAGCAAUAUAGUGGACGUUGAGCGCAUAAGCGAUAAUCUGAUGAGCAUAAAGAUGGAUACUGGAAAACAGGUCCUACGAGUAAUCACCGUCUAUGCGCCACAAGUCAGAUGUAAGGACGAUGAAAAGGACGCAUUCUGGCAAGAGUUGAUGACCACAUCAUUCAUUUUCACUGGAUGA